AUGGCCGGUGGUGCAGUCGUAGCUGGCGGUAGUGGUGGUAACCCACUCCGACAUGGUUUCAUCAGGAGAGAGUACUUAUGGGCUUUCAUCCUCGUCACAUCCCUUUUCUUCUUAUGGGGUUUCGCAUACGGUCUCCUUGAUGUGCUCAACAAGCACUUCCAAAACGUCUUGGGUAUCACCAAGCUUCAGUCAACUGGUCUUCAGGUCGCUUACUUUGGUAUUGGUUACUUUGCUUUUUCUCCUGUCGCCGGUGAAGUUUUAAAAAGACGUGGAUACAAAACCGCUAUCGUCAUGGGUCUCUCUCUUUACUCCUUGGGUGCCAUAUUGUUCUGGCCAGUCGCCAAAUUUUCAGUCAACACCAAGAACCCUCAAGCGAUCUUUGGUGGUUUCGUCAUUUGUACCGCUGUGAUUGCCUGUGGUCUAGCUACACUGGAAGUCGCUGCCAACUCCUACGUAUCGGUCAUGCCACCUCACAACGUUGCCAAUUUCCGUCUUCAAUUCUCCCAAUCAUUCAACGGUGUCGCCUCUUUCACUGGUCCAUUGAUCGCUUCUAAAUACUUCUUUUCUGAAGAAAACAAAAACAAUCUUAACAACGUUCAAUGGGUCUACCUCGCUGUGUCCGGUAUGGGUAUGCUCGUCGCCCUCGCUUUCAUCCUCACCAAACUUCCCGAAGUAUCCGAAGAAGCUCUUCAAGCUGAAGCUGAAGCACUUGCCGAAGCCCACGGUGCCGAUACCCAAGCCGCUCAACCUUUCUACAAGCAAUACCGAGCUAUCACCGGAUUCGUCGCUCAAUUCCUCUACGUCGGUGCUCAAGUUACUAUCGGUUCUUUCUUCCUCAACUAUACCGCUGAGAACGCCCAUAUCGCCGACUCGAAAGGUUCCCAGUUACUCUCCUACGCUCUUAUUAUCUUUACCGUCGGUCGAUUCGUUGGUACCGCCCUUCUCGCCGUCGUCUCAGCUCCUGUCCUCCUCUGUAUCUACGCCAUCAUGUGCACCUUGCUAUCCCUCUUGAUCGGUUCUCUUCACGGAAUGAGCGGUGUCAUCUGCUUGAUGUUGGUCAUGUUCUUCGAAUCAAUCAUGUACCCAUGUAUCUUCGUCUUGGGUACUUCAGGCCUUGGUAGACACACUAGACGAGCUGCCGCCUUACUUGUUAUGGGUGUCAGUGGUGGUGCCGUGUUCCCUCCUAUCCAAGGAGCUAUCGCCGAUAAAUUCAGCACUCGAACCUCAUACUACCUCGUCGUACCAUGUUUCAUCUACAUCGCCCUCUGGGCCGUCUACAUCUGGAACAAGGAUGGUCGAAGAUUCGGCGUACCUGCCACUAGCGAUAUCGAACGAGAAGUAGAGGCUGCCGUCGGUGGUGUCGUCCCUGCUGCUGCCGUUGGUGCCCUUGGUUACACUCACAAACAGGAGGAAGAGAUGUACGAGACUGCCGAAAAAGAUCAAAUUGAAACCGUCGAAAAGGCUUAA
Molecule: messenger RNA, 1467 nt
Organism: Kwoniella botswanensis
Lineage: Eukaryota; Fungi; Basidiomycota; Tremellomycetes; Tremellales; Cryptococcaceae
Exons: 4
Coding region: 1-1467 (488 amino acids)
Biological process (GO): transmembrane transport
Molecular function (GO): transmembrane transporter activity
Source: RefSeq, a predicted model, not a curated record